Molecule: messenger RNA, 1568 nt
Organism: Annulohypoxylon maeteangense
Lineage: Eukaryota; Fungi; Ascomycota; Sordariomycetes; Xylariales; Hypoxylaceae
Product: glycoside hydrolase family 17 protein
Exons: 2
Coding region: 64-1398 (444 amino acids)
Biological process (GO): cell wall organization
Cellular component (GO): extracellular region; cell surface; fungal-type cell wall
Molecular function (GO): 1,3-beta-glucanosyltransferase activity; glucan endo-1,3-beta-D-glucosidase activity
Source: RefSeq, a predicted model, not a curated record
CUGUAGAUUCCGCAAUUUCUUGAUUCUAGACGCAUCCAUCGUCAUAUCUGACGUACCCAUACGAUGAAAUCUAUCACGAUUCCCCUCACGCUUCUUGCCCUUCUAAGCGUGUCGGCUGGGCAGCCCCGGCAUCAACAUGCCCAUCAUCACAAGGCAAACAGGGAUUUUAUUCCAAAAGGGGGUAAAAUAACCAUCACUGGUACCGCCUACAGCACAACGACUGAGAUCCCUGAAGUCGUGGUCUAUGUAGACCAAAACAACAAGCCAAUUCAUACCACUACAGAGACGGUUGUCUAUAUCCCCGCUCCCGCGUCGACAGAGACGCGUAAGUUACCGGCUCCAUCUACGUCGACAGUUAUUGCUCCCCCUGCGCCUACGAAGGCUAUGUCAUCAGGGGCAUAUACUCCGCCAGCGUCAUCUACGUCGGCUUCGUCUACAUCCGCUUCGUCAACUUCAAAACACAUUUCAACCUUUGAACCGAUCCCAUCCCCCAGAUCGUCUCGAGCGACCCCAACGCCAUCAGUGUCCUUUGUGCCAUCUUCUGUGCCAUCUUCUGUGCCGUCCUUUCCUCCGCCUCCCCCUAUUUCUAGUGGGAGCGCUCUUCAUGGUGUCACUUAUUCUCCUUACAAGGGCAGCGGGGGCUGUAAGUCGGCGAGCGAGGUCGACGCGGAUUUCGCGCUCAUAGCUAAGGAUUACGGUGUAAUGCGUCUGUAUGGCGUCGACUGCAAUCAGAUAGCGACAGCAUACGCCGCCGCUAAGAAAUACGGCAACAAGCUCUUCCUAGGCAUCUAUGAUAUCAAUUCUGUAGAACAAUCAGUCUCUGCUAUGGCUGCCGGCGUUAAACACGAUUGGAGUAUUGUCGACACCGUCUCGGUCGGCAACGAACUGGUCAACAACGGCGGAGCAACCGUGGACCAGUCGCUUGGCGCAUUGAGCCAGGCACGAUCUGCACUAAGGGCCGCCGGAUACCAAGGCCCCGUCGUGGUCGUAGACACGUUCGUUGCUAUGUUGUCUCACCCCGAACUUUGCGACCAGUCAGACUACUGUGCCGUCAACGUCCACCCCUUCUUCGAUCCGAAUACAGGACCACACCAAGCAGGCUCGUUCAUUACUUCUACCGUCAGUAAGAUUCGUAGCAAGCUAUCUGACUCGAGCAAGCGAAUUGUCGUUACCGAGACGGGGUGGCCUUGGCAAGGAGAGGCAAAUGGCGCGGCCGUACCUGGCAUGGGUCAGCAGUCGACCGCGCUCUCGUCUAUCAAGAACGCGUACUCGGACAACGCGAGAGACUUGAUACUUUUUACGGCCUUCAACGACAUGUGGAAGAGGCCUGAAUCGGGAACAUUUAUGGCUGAACAGUUCUGGGGUAUGGGAGGACGGUAUUCGCCUAGCGACGUGUAGGACGGCUAGAGUGACUAAAACGGAGGCAUGGUCUUUAAGCGGGCCACUUACGAAUUAAUGAGGUCAGGGAUAUGCAUGGAAACAGUUGGUUGAGGCGAUGAAGACAACGAUGAUUGCGGAAGCUAGUUAGCUAAAGGAAAGCCCGGGAUGGAGAUGUGUACGAUUUUGAC